This is a messenger RNA of Dicentrarchus labrax (European seabass), 6584 nucleotides long. RefSeq names its product diacylglycerol lipase, alpha (gene dagla). The coding region runs from base 827 to 4105 and encodes 1092 amino acids. The transcript is spliced from 21 exons. NCBI's taxonomy places the organism in Eukaryota, Metazoa, Chordata, Actinopteri, Moronidae. Gene Ontology annotation, cellular component: postsynaptic membrane; dendrite membrane. The record is from RefSeq and is a predicted model, not a curated record. Gene Ontology annotation, biological process: lipid metabolic process.
CUUUCUCCGCAGGAUCUCCAAACUGUCUGCCAUUAACUGAAACGACUCGGUUGUGCGUAAACCAUUGGCGUAAACACAACGUUGUAUGGGAUUUGCGCAGCCAAACACGGAAAAGGGGAAUAGCGAAUUCGUACGUAUGUUUUUUUUUUAUUUUUUGGGGGGGAGCUGUGUCCGAGGGGUUGGGCCAAAUUCCCGGGAAAUGCUCCCUCCGUGUAGCUGCCGUCCGUGCCGGGGUUCGGGAGGUGUCCGGCUGAUGGCACACACACAAGCUAACUGACUAACAACGUGAGAACCGAAGAGCUCCCGUCUUGUUCGUCAAACCCGCGGCACUGUUAACCCUUCUGUGGAUAGAAAUCAUCAUGCCGAGCCCCGACGGAGGGACGUGAAAAAGGACUCUAAAGAACUGCCACAACCGACGACGUGUUGCAAUUAAAGCAACCGAGGACCGAGUCCGUCGGGUCGGUUUGAAAACGACCGUGUUACGUUGAUAGCGCUCUUUUGAUGGCAUGUAUCAGGGUUCGCCUGACACCCGGCACAUAACCGAGGACGCUCCGGCUCUUUGAUGUCUCUGGGUCCAUUCAUCCUGCUGUUGUAAUGACGUCUGUACGGUUAUUAUAAUUCAGUCGGUGAGACAUUUGUGAUUUCACCCUCCUCACACACACACACACACACACAUAUAUAUACAUAUAUAUAUACACACACACAACCCUGAGCCGGUGUCGGGGCGAGAGAGGCUGAGGCGGGUCGGCAGUCGGAAGGAUAUGGGAGAGCGAGCGGAACCGAUGCAGUGGGUCUUGGAAAGGCAUCGUCAAAAUUCAGGGCAGUGAUGCCUGGCAUGGUGAUGUUUCGGCGGCGCUGGUCAGUUGGCAGUGAUGACCUGGUGCUGCCCGCCCUCUUCCUGUUUCUAUUGCACUGCGUCUGGUUGGUGGUUCUCUCCGUGGUUCUGUUCGGCCUCCCAUACGGCUCAGAUCAGUCCUGCUCUGUUACCCUGGUAGACCAUGGCAGAGGGUACCUGGGCAUCCUGGUCAGCUGCCUCAUCUGUGAGAGCGCCAUCAUGUGGUUGAGCAUGAGAGGCAGCAUUCUGUACACACAGCCCAGGGAAGCUGUGCAGUAUGUCCUCUAUAUACGACUAGCUAUUCUGCUGGUCGAGCUAGUAUAUGCUGUGGUAGGAAUUGCCUGGCUUGUCCAGUAUUACCAGCCAUGCUCUGAUGUCACUGCCAAAAACCUGGCUUUGGGAAUUGUUGCAUGCAACUGGCUAGUGAUAUUCAGCGUUUGCAUUACCCUCAUGUGCACCUUUGAUCCUACGGGUCGGACUUUUGUCAAACUGAAAGCCACCCGUCGGCGUCAGCGCAACCUCACUACGUACACACUAAGACACAGGCUAGAGGAAGGCCAAGCCAGCAGCUGGAGCAGGAGACUAAAAUUCUUCAUGUGCUGCACAAGAGCCCAGGAUACACAAUCAGAUGCGUAUUCAGAAGUGGCCAGCCUUUUUGCAGAGUUCUUCAGAGACCUGGACAUUGUGCCUAGUGAUAUUAUUGCUGGCCUGGUACUUCUCCGCCAGAGACAGAGGUCUAAGAGAUCUUCUAUCCUGGACCAGGCUAACAAUGACAUUUUAGCCUUCUUAUCUGGAAUGCCUGUCACUCGUAAUACUAGAUACCUGGACCUUAAGAACUCGACCGAGAUGAACAUGUACAAGGAUGUGUGUUAUUACAUGCUCUUUGCCCUGGCUGCAUAUGGUUGGCCCAUGUACCUAAUGAGGAAGCCUGCCUGUGGGCUGUGCCGCCUUGCCAGCUCCUGCCCCUGUACAUCAGUGUCUGGCUCUCGGUUGUCUCAGUCUGUGACAGUGGAGGAGGACAAUUGUUGCGGCUGUAACGUCCUGGCCAUACGCAGACACUUCCUGGACAGGGACCUCAAGCAGGUUCACAUUGUCUACACUUCCUGCCACGAUGCUGUUUAUGAGACUCCAUUUUUUGUGGCAGUGGAUCAUGCAAAAAAGAAGGUCGUCAUCAGUAUCAGAGGAACCCUAUCACCAAAGGACGCCUUGACGGAUCUAACGGGAGAUUCUGAACGUUUGCCUGUAGAGGAGCAACACGGGACCUGGCUUGGCCACAAGGGGAUGGUUUACUCAGCAGAAUACAUUAAGAAGAAACUGGAGCAGGAAAUGAUCUUGUCACAAGCCUUUGGAAGAGAUUUGAACAAGGGCACCAUGCACUAUGGGCUGGUGAUAGUCGGGCACUCUCUUGGUGCAGGCACUGCUGCUAUCCUCUCCUUCCUGCUGAGACCUCAGUACCCCACACUUCACUGCUACUCUUACUCUCCACCUGGUGGCCUUCUUAGUGGGGAUGCCAUGGAGUACUCCAAAGAGUUUGUCACAUCUGUGGUAUUAGGAAAAGACCUGGUACCAAGACUUGGCCUGUCACAACUGGAGGGUUUUCGACGCCACCUUCUGGAAGUCUUACAGAAAAGUAACAAGCCAAAGUGGAGGAUCAUUGCGGGAGGCACCAAAUGCAUCCCGAAAUCAGAGCUUCCACUAGAGGACGAUGAUCCUCAGUCUCAGCCAGCAGCGCCCCCCAGCAGUCGCCUGUGGCUCCACCCCAGUGACCUCAGCAUUGCCCUUUCAGCCUCCACCCCCCUCUACCCUCCUGGCAAGAUCAUCCAUGUGGUGCACAACCAUCCUCCAGAGACAUUCUGUGGCCAGGAGGAGCCCACCUACUCAGCUCUGUGGGGGGACAACAAGGCCUUUGAUGAGGUCAUCAUAUCGCCCGCCAUGCUUAAUGAGCACAUGCCCCACAUGGUGAUGGAGGGCCUAAACAAGGUGCUGGAGAACUACAACAAAGGGAAAACUGCUUUGCUGUCAGCAGCCAAGAUCAUGGUGAGCCCCACAGAAGUGGACUUGAACCCAGAGUCCAUAUUUAUGGAUGCAUCAACAACUUCUCAGCAGCCGACGCCUACAACCCACCACCGCAGGAACAGUAGUGUUCGACAAAAAACAUUGUUACGUUCAUGUGCCCAGUCUGAAAUAUCUCUGGAUGGUUUCUCUGAGUGCCCUCCUCCCCCAGUGCCUGUAGUGCUGCGUGGCGCACGGGAGCGCCUGGCAGUGGAGCUGAGGGACCGCAAAGCACCUCUGGCCGUCAUGGAGAGUCUCUCAGACGCCGAAUCCCUCUAUAGUCUGGAUUCCCGGCGCUCCUCGGCUGCGCUAAGGGGUUCACCAAUGCUGAGUAGCCUCCCAUUCCCUUUGGAUGCCCCGAUCCCAGAGGAGAACCCGUCUCUCAGCUCUCGCACUGAACUGCUGGCUGCCGACUGCCUCUGCCAGGCAACGCCAGAGCACCUGGGUGAGGUUGGGCCCUUCUUUACCCCACUGGAAUCCAGAUCCACCCCGGAUUACCCCAUGCGGCUGUCUCCCGCCACACCUCGUUACAGUGGACACCAUUCCCCAGCUCUGCUAAAUCAGAGCGUCUUGGCUCAGCCUUUCAAACCAGAGCUUAACGCCGACCCAAAAAUGCUUCCUGAUGGGGAACACCAAGAGAUGCCUGGUGUCUACAGCCCAGGGAGCACUCCCAAUGCUCCCCUCAGCCCACAAAUUGGUUCUAGACCAAUGGAUAGAGAAAAGGAAGAUUGGGAGCUGGACACAGCAGAGAACCAGUUAAGCAAAGAGACCAGACCGGCAGCUUCUACUCCUCCACCCCAACUAUCCAAUGGGAAUCCCAGCCAGGCAGUGCUGGAGUUUGCCCAGUACUUAGACUCUCUAUUCAGAUUGGACGGCAGCAGCUCACCGCCUCUGGAGCUUUCUGACGGGGAGUCAGAGUCAGGCCGGGGCUCUUUUGGGCAGGGGGAAUGUCUUGGAGAUGGACAGCAGUUGGAUGACAAACAACUUCUGGCCAGAGCAACACUGGAGCCUAACCUAGUCCCAAAGCCCCCACGCACAUUUGCUGGAUCUGCUGACCCCUCUUCCGGCAUCUCUUUGUCACCCUCCUUCCCUCUCUCGUCGUCUGAGGAGCUCAAUGACCUUUCCCCCGGUGAGGGUACCCUGCCAGCCAUACACUCCCUACGAACAUCUCCCCCAUGCCACUGUCCUGAAGAGAACACACUAUCGUCUAUGGUGUAGUGUGUUGCCAAGACUCCAAUGGUCCUUUGCUCUAAAUUGAGAGGUGCAGUCAUCAAAAUUUUAAAACAUAUCACAGUACAUGCAUGCAAUGGAAUGCAGUCACUCAUCAGAGAUCCAAUGACAGAACUUGAUGGACCAACUCGCAAACUAUUUCCAUUCUUCAGGUGUCUCCCUUGAACGCUGUUUAUAGCAUUUUCACACUAUUGCAAUGACUAAGAAAAAAAAAGAUACCUCUCUCUGCAUGCCAGGGGGCUGUACUGCUUUUGGGUGAAUAUAAAUAAACUGUAGCUUCACAAUGCCAUUCCAAAACAAUGUCGUCUCACCCACGUAGGGACGCGUCAGCAUUACACCAAUUCCUUGACUUAACAAAAUCAAAGGGAGAACAGUUAACUGAGCAGGGAUUCAAAAACACUGUAGAAGAGGUUAGCAUAGGCACAUCAUCUGGGUUGAUGUACUGUACAACUUCCUGCACCCUCAGCAGCUCCAGCUUUUACUUUAUUUUUAUUUUUAAAAAUCAGGAAUGUGAAGAUGGACAUAUUCGUCAAUCAAUAGAGGUGAGAAGACAUUACCAAAUGUUCCUCAGGUCUAUAAAGAAUUGACUUUCAGAAAGAGAGUAAGUGUGUUACAUUGGUGAGAAUUCAUGUGUCUUAAAAAUGUAGUGAUUGUGACAAAGUUAUUACUGACGCCUAUGGAUGUUUUUGAGUCUUUUGGUUACUCUUUAUAGUGCAUGAAGAAGUUUUUUUUUCUUUAUUUUUAAAGAGAAAUUGUCAAUAAGCCACUUAGAUUGACAUUUGGAUACUCUUGCACACAUCACAUAUUGCUCAAUUUACCCCCCCCCCUUGCCAAAAAAUUUAAUAAAUUGUAUUGCCAAAUGUAUUUAUGAGAUGUAAUUUUGUAUAUGUAUAUGGAUAUUGCUUUAUUUAAACACAAGCUAAGUUCAUUAUCUCCUUCCCUAGCCAUUCUGUUGGUUCCCAUAUCGACUGUUACACAGCAACACCACAGAAAAGAUGUCAUCCUGACCUUAAAACACUGCCAUGGCUUUCAUCUCAACCUCUGUACCUUGGGUUUGAACCAAUAAUGAACUUGCUAAUAGUUGUCCUAGUCUCAUAACUACUGUACCUUUCCUCUUUGGAGAGCUCUUAGCAAUGUGCCCAGGUCAGGGUCUGCAUGCUUAAUGCAUUUCAGAGUAGCAUGGCUGGUAUAGAACAAGUCUUGUCAUUAAGUCACAGUAAAUAAGCUCUAAACAUGUCCAGAAAUGAUAGCAUAUGUAAACUCAAUCCUUUUUAGAGGCUUUUUUUAAAGGCCCAGGUCAUCAGACAGGACCAAACUGUGUAUCCUAAAAGUGUCCCAAGAUAUAAUUUCUCUUGUUCUCAAGGUGCUCUCAGUCAUCUUGGACGUCAAGGUGUUUGCUUCCCUUUAAUGUGGUUAAUCUGAAACAUCCUUGAGGUUGGACUGAAUGAAUAAAUGGGCUGGAACAUUACGUAUGCCGAUUCUAAAUACUGUAUGGGGCGUACGAUCUUCCAUAUCACUCUGGGUGUUAACAGGUGGCUCACAAUUUGCAUUAUUUAUUACCGUUAAUGUUGUUAUCACUUUUAUUGCUAUAUUUGAUGGUAUUAUUAUCCUUAUUGCUCUUGCAACAGAUUGGUUUGAUGUCAGUGGUUUUUAUCUCAGUUUUUGGGACAGUGUGGAGAACUUUUUAGACCUUCCCAAAUGUAAGGAGUUAUAUAUUUCAGCUUUUUUUCUGUCCGAGUGGAAAAGUAUUUGACAUUCUGCCAUGGCAUGGUGACAAUAUGCUCUUUUUACAAACGUUUCAUAGUGGUGAGACAUGCUGCAGAGUGACAGCCUGCUCACAAUGACCUUUGGUGCAGCGCCACCAUCAAGCCCGGAGUCACCAUAGUGAUCUGCACACUCUCUCUAUUUGGAAUAAGAUUUGCUGUGGUUACUCACAGCAGAUUGUUCCAGCCAGUUUACAGUCUGACACUACUCAAAUCUUGCUGCCAGUCCUAGUAGUCUCUCACAAAAUACACCAAGGUUGGGCCAGCAAUUUCCUACGUUCAGUAGCUUUGCUUGCAGCCGGUCAUACACUAAACACUGCUGAAAGUAAGCACUAUAAUACUUUCCACCAUGAUGUGUACAGCACCAUCUUCUAUGUGUAACUAUUUAUGCAGAUGUCUAAAAAAAAUGAUUCUGAUAGAGUCAUGUAGAAACUAUAUAACAAUAAGGAGAUAAUGACUAUAUUAAAAGAUAUCAGUAUUGACAUAUAGAGUAAAAAAGAUAUAUUUCAUCUGAAAGUUAUUUAUUCAAACUAUUGGCAGAUUUACAAAUUGGUCUAUAUCGAAAGAGGAAUAAUUCAACUAUGUCUUGUCCAUGUUUACCUGGUUUGCUUCCCUUCCUCUCCUGUCCCACGAUGAGAAUGUAUUUAAUCCCUCCCCCUCACUGCCCUGCCUGUAAUGGAAUAAACUGCAAACUAUGAAAAUAA